CUGUCCAACCAGGAAUUCCUCCUCGAAUUCCUGGCCCUCCUCACUUGCAUCGUAACAAUCUUGUCCGAUCGUUACCAUUUUCUGGCACUGGUUUUCGCUUAACUAAUAAUCAGCCAAAUUUUCAACUGAACUCUGAUGAUAAUUCUGAUGAUGAUGAAAAAAGACAACGUAUCGCUGAAGCUGUACAGGCACGAGCACGUACAGAUGAUACUACUUUGGCUGAAAAUUCGCAAUACGUAAAACAUGGUGUUAGACGUGAAGUUGGCACUUUAAAGUCAAGAUGUGCUUAUUGUGUUGCAGGGGGGUAG
Scutellospora calospora is the source of this 308-nucleotide messenger RNA. The record is from the annotation of a GenBank genome assembly. NCBI's taxonomy places the organism in Eukaryota, Fungi, Glomeromycota, Glomeromycetes, Diversisporales, Gigasporaceae.